AUGUUCGCCCUCACCUCUCAGCUUGUCAUUGUCUCUCUCUUCUUCGCCAUGAGGCUGGCAACAACACCUGCGUUCGCAGCGCCGAUGCCGACAAUGUCACCGUCCUCGGCCUCUGUCACGACUCUCGUAGUCCCCGACGCACACUCUUCACCGUCACCGAUCCCCAACCAACGACUAUCCCUUUCGUCUGCAGCCGAUGGGACGACGAACUUGACACGGGUAUCCAUCAACGACGUCAUCUUCCGUUCAAAGGCGCAGGACCAGGUAUGGAAGGAGAGGCGGAUCACUGAGCGAGCGAAAAAAGCGUCGUAA
Molecule: messenger RNA, 312 nt
Organism: Peniophora sp. CBMAI 1063
Lineage: Eukaryota; Fungi; Basidiomycota; Agaricomycetes; Russulales; Peniophoraceae
Source: the annotation of a GenBank genome assembly